AUGACCUGUCUUAGAGUUAUGAAGAAGUCAGCCUCCGCAUUGACUUCGUUUGGUGCAGCUCGCCUUCCAGGUUGUUGCACAAGGGAUGGGGACUGUCGUUGGCUAGAGGCGUUUAGAGAUAUGGCUCAGAAUAGAUCCGUCUAUCCAGCAUCCCAAUUAGCUUUGCUUUAUGUUGCCAAUGAGAUACUUACUAAGUGUUCCAAGUAUGGCGUGCCGGAAUUCAAAGACACCCUGAAACCGUUCGUGACGGAAGCGGUUUGCCACUUGAGACCGGGGCACAUGAUUCCAAAACUGUCCAAGUUGUUCAACUACUGGUCUCAUCACAAAAUUUUUGAACCCAAAUUUGUUCAGCAGUUGCUCAACAAUAUCGCUCCAUAUGGUCAGGAUCAGAGCAAAGGGUAUCCGGUAUCGUCUGCUCCCGACACAGAAGAAGCAGCGAAGAAUUUCAAUCCCGAGACAUUGAUUGAAUCUUUGCGAAAACUGAAGAAACUAGAAGAUGAACUGGAUGAUGCAGCGAAACCGGACGUUGGAGCGAUUUAUGUGGAUCACCCGAUCGCCAGUAUAGUCAGUUCGUUGAAAAGCAAAAACGAAAGUCGAGCGUUGUCUCAACAGGUGAGCCAAAGACUGAUGUUGAACAAAGUGAUCUUAUAA
Molecule: messenger RNA, 651 nt
Organism: Echinostoma caproni
Lineage: Eukaryota; Metazoa; Platyhelminthes; Trematoda; Plagiorchiida; Echinostomatidae
Source: the annotation of a GenBank genome assembly